GGCAGGCUCAGAUCAGCCGCCAUCUUCGAUCCAGAGCGAGGCUGAGGGGCCAGAAUGUGGCAGCCCAGCCCCCUUCCAGCGCUGCAGAGCCCGUUAUCUCAUUGUAGAAGGCAAUCAGGUUGGUCAGGCACGACUUGCCCUUGGUGAAUCUAUCCCCCAUCACCCCCAAUUUCUCCAUCCCCGCCCGAGGAGUAUCAUGAACCCAUGAUCAGGGGUGAAGCUGUUACCAGGGGUUCUUUCAACCCAAAGCUCUUGGUAAUUUUUACCCUGCGUGAGGAGGUGUCAGGAAAUAAAUCGGGGGAGACGUGACCACCUGACCGAUCGAUGGCUGGCACACACAGGACAACAAUGAAAGCUAAACUUUACUUAGUCUCUAGCACUCUCACACAUCUGCAACAGAUCUCCCCGAACGACAUCUCCGGCGCCCACUAUGGGCCGGAGCAGGAAGUGCGGGAUGAGGCACCCAGCAGAGCUCAGAGAGGCGCCCGGAGGAACCUGCUGGAGCUCCAAAGAAGGAGAAUCCGCCCGGGCUGCCGGCUGCCAGCAGAGGCACCCGAGGACAAAGCGGAAGUCCCGUCUGGGAUUGGGGACCUGGUUCUGGCAGCUGAGUUGAUGGAGAUGGCCGGGGUGUCCCCCUGCUAUGCCCAGCCCUGGGGCGGGACCCAGCUGGCCGUGCAGCAUGACCAUGGGGCCUACGGCGUCCCCCAGGAGCCGGCCGUGCUGGGCCGCAUGGUGCGGGAGCUGCAGGAGACCGUGCAUCGGCAGAGCCAGCUGCUGCAGAGUUUGCAGGAGGCCCUGGCCGCUAGCCAGGAGCGCUGCCAGGAGCUGCAGGUGAGGGGCGAGGCACUAGGGGGCACCGUGCUGCAAGGAGGGGGCAUGGGCAUCAUUGCAGGGGGCACCCUUCCCAUACCCCACCCCAGAGUCAGCCGCAUCCCAGUGCCGGGUGAGGGGCCCCUGGAUACCCAGCCCCUGUGCCCCACCCCAGAUGAGCUGGGCGAAGGGUCCCCAGAUACCCAGCCCCACCUGCAUUCCAGCGCCAGGCGAGGGGUCCCUGGAUACUCAGCACCUGUGCCCCACCCCAGAUGGGCCGGGCGAGGAGUCCCCGGAUACCCAGCCCCUGUGCCCCACACCAGAUGGGCCGGCGAGGGGUCCCCGGAUACCCAGCCCCUGUGCCCCACCCCAGAUGGGCCGGGCGAGGGGUCCCUGGAUACGCAGCCCCACCCCAGAGUCAGCCGCAUCCCAGUGCCGGGCGAGGGGUCCCUGGAUACCCAGCCCCUGCGCCCCACCCCAGAUGGGUUGGGCGAGGGGUCCCUGGAUACCCAACUGCGUCUCUGGCUCUGUGUGCCGCAGGAGAGGUCGGCGAGCGAGUGCUGGGCGCUGGUGUCAGAGCUGGGCCAGCGGAUUGUGGCGCUGGAGGCCGAGAACCGGAACCUGCGGUGCGAGCGAGAGCAGCUGGAGAGCCAGACGCAGGGGCUGCGGGAGGAGCUGGAGCGGAGCCGCGGCACGGUGCUGCACAUCAGCCACAAGCUGAAGGAGCAGGGGGGCCGGGGCAGGCAGGGCCGGUUCUGCCUGGCCAGCGUCCGGGGCGACGGCAAGUGGCUGCGGUUCUACACCGGCUUUGGCAGCGCCCAGCGCCUGGCCGCGUUCCUGGCCUUCCUGACGGAGGGGGAGCCGCAGCGCGGGGCUGAGCCGGGCCCCCCCAGCGCCCUGAGCCCCGAGGACCAGCUCUUCCUGGUACUCGUGCGGCUGCGGCUGGGGCUGCUCCUGCAGGAUCUGGCCUUUCGCUUCCACCUCUCUGAGACCACCGCCUCCCGCUACUGGCUCAGCUGGACCCAGCUCAUGGAGACCCGGCUGGCCCAGGUGCCGGUGCGGUGCAGCCCGCGCUACGUGGAGCGCUUCGAGCCGCGACAGGCGGCGCGGGUCGGGGGCAUCCCGCUGGUGGUGUUGGAUUGCGCCCAGCUCUGCUUCGAGGGCCGGGGUCGGCGGCUCUACGCCCUGCAGGGCUGCGCCCUAGCCGCCCCCAGCGGCUUCCUGGCCUUCUGCUGCAGCGCCGCCCUGCGGGGCGGGGAGGGGGCUGCAGGGCCAGGGCUGCCCCCCUUCCUGCAGGACGGCCCCGUGGCCCUCAGCGCCCGGCAGGGGGAGGCCAGCCGGCAGGUGCUCAGCCUGGCCAGCCUGGCCGACAAGGCCUUGCGCUUCCGUUUCCUGCGUGGGGUCCAGCCCCCCGCCAUGGAGGGCCAGGUGGGGAGGGCCUGGGCCAUCUGCUGCUACCUGGCCUGCCUGCUGCAUGAACCCAUGGGGCUGCCCUAGGCUAGGGGGUCUGCGCCGUGGGGAUUCCCUGCUCCCCUCUGGCUGGCAAGUGUGGGGCUGGGCUAGGGGGCCUGGAUUUCCCCCCUUCCCCAGUGGUUGGGGGGAAGGGAAAUCUGGGGGCAUCCAAGGGGGAUCACUGGGGAUGGGCAGGGGGGGUCCUGCUUGCAGCUGAUCUAUGUGGCAGCCUGGAUAGGGCAUUUGGCCCUGCAGCACCCCCUCUUGGGGGGGGGGGGAAUGUGUCCACACUGGAAGGGGCAAAUCCUGCUCCUCAGCCCUGGGAGGGGCCGAGCCCCCCCCUCAAUUCCAGCCCACCCAGGCAGGAGGAUGGGAUGGUAUUGGGGCGCUGGAGGGAGCUGGGUCUGUUAUUCCCCCUUCCACACAGCUGCGGGUAAACCGAGGCACAGAAAAAACAUGCUCAGCCAAGGGUGGAGCCAGGGAUAGAACCCAGGAGUCCUGGCUCCCAGAUACCCCGCCCCCCGGCUCUAACCACUAGUCAAGACUCCCCUCCCAGUCAGGGAGAGAAAUGGUGUCAAGUGGUUAGAGGGGGGGCCAGGGAGGCAGGAUUCCUGGGUUCUAUUCUCAGCUUUGCUGUUGGUUUCCUGCUUCUGCCCAGCUGCUUCUGCCCAGCUGCUCCUGUCCCCGGGCUCCAACUGUUUUGGGGAGACUGAGGGUGCCUGGGGAGGCAAUUCCCCACCUUGGCCAAAUGGGGGGAGGGGGAGUUGCUGCAGGGCCACCGGCCAUGUCCCUGCUGCUCUCUGUAUGGGUGGGUUUGUGGAUUAUUUGUAACACGUCCCCCCCUUUCGGCUGGAAAUAAACCCUUUGUUCCUGGGAA
Molecule: messenger RNA, 3139 nt
Organism: Gopherus evgoodei (Goodes thornscrub tortoise)
Lineage: Eukaryota; Metazoa; Chordata; Testudines; Testudinidae
Exons: 5
Coding region: 325-2307 (660 amino acids)
Source: RefSeq, a predicted model, not a curated record